Fimicolochytrium jonesii is the source of this 1011-nucleotide messenger RNA. RefSeq lists its product as uncharacterized. The coding region runs from base 1 to 1011 and encodes 336 amino acids. The transcript has 2 exons. Gene Ontology annotation, molecular function: protein binding. The record is from RefSeq and is a predicted model, not a curated record. Lineage: Eukaryota; Fungi; Chytridiomycota; Chytridiomycetes; Spizellomycetales; Powellomycetaceae.
AUGAACCGCAAAGAGGUCGCAGUCGCAGUCGCACCCGCGGCCGAGCCCGAGCCCGAGCGUAGCCUUAACUUACCCUUCGGCGAGUCGGAGGCGGAGGUGGUGGUGGAAAGUCCAUUGGUAUCACGCACUCCAUCAUCAUCAUCAUCUUUGAUAACAAAACUCCCCACCGAGCUAAUCUGCGCAAUCGCAAUGAAAUCCGGCUUCUUCACAGCCAUCAACCUAAUGCACACCUGCCGCACGCUGCGGACCAUCCUCUCCGCCCCAGAAGCAUGGGCGACCUACUACAACCCCGACAUGUCGGAUGAAAUCAUCGAAAACACACUCAGCGUCACGACCAAAUUGACGCAGUUUGAUCAUCUGGUGUUUGGGACGUGGAGCGGGUUGCCUGGAACUCGGGGGGACGAGGGCCAGAGACGGGAGGGCGAGGACUUGUUCUUUGAACAUAGAGCGUUCGACACCGAUUUUGAUUUCCUGGGCGGGAUAAGCGCAAAGAUGUCCAGGGGUGGGAUGCUCAAGAUCCAAUUCUUCGAACACCGCACAACCCUCCCCUGCUACCUAACCGACAUCCAAACAAAACUCAACUCUGGCGAACUCGCCCCAACCCACCUGCCCACCACCCCCGGCAUCCCCGACGAAUUCUCCUCCACGCCUCCCUCCGCCGCGCCCCUCUUCCCCGCCGCUACCCUGGCCCCACCCACCGGCCUCCGCAUCCCACACACCUGCCCCACCUGCACCUAUUUCGACACGCAAACCAUCCACAAAUCAACCUCCCUCCUCGACCACAACAUGUUCGCCGCCCCGACCCUCCUCGACGACGCCAUCACCUGGGUGUACACGCACCUGGACAACAGACGCCGUGUCAAAGUGAAAGUCCACGCGUACCAGGGCCCGUUGGGGUACGUGAGCUGGAGGGACUUGCCGAUGGUGCAUUGUAAUGAGGUGAGGGUCGCCGGGAGGGCGUUGCGCGGGUGGGCGUGGGAGUUUUGGAGGGACGUGGUGGAGCGGGUGUAG